AACUAUUGAUGUUAGUAUAAGUUCACCCUUCUCCGUACUCAGUUCGCAUCGGGGUUCUGUAUUGUGUACGCAGCAAUAAUCUACACAAUUUCUUCAACUUUAAGUGUUGUUAGGGUGUGUUUUAAAAGCUGGUGUCAAGACCGGUCGUCAUGUUUCCCACAGAUUCGGAUUUAGUUUAUGGAGCAUCGGGCGAUGGACAAAACUUUGACUACCUCACUGGUACGGCCGGCAUUCUAGCAGUGGCCGGAAUCGGAGUGGCCGUGGCGACAGCCUACAAUUGGAUCGGCAAACCCAAUCCAGCGAAAAUACCUUUCGAUUUGGAUAAUCAAACAAUUAUUGUGGGACCUGAUUUUAUUCACUACUCGCAUUUGUCCAAAGAAGGUGGUGAAAUAAAAUUGCUGCGCUAUCUCUACGAAGACACUCGUACUCUAUAUGAUGUCUUCCGGCGUGGAGAGCGAGUCUCAAAUAAUGGGCCUUGCUUGGGAUGGAGGGUGGAUCCAACAAAACCGUACCAGUGGAUGAGCUACAAAGAGAGCUUAUUGCGUGCUCAGAAUUUUGGCUCGGGUCUAGUUGCUCUUGGCCUCCAUCCGGGACCCGGCACUCUCGUAGGGAUUUAUAGUCAAAACUGCCCAGAAUGGAUCUUAGGCGAAUAUGCUCUUUACACCUACUCCAUGGCUAUUGUGCCACUGUACGACACUCUUGGACCCGAUUCCUGUCGCUUCAUAAUCAACCAAACUGAGAUCUCGGUGGUCAUCUGUGAAAAUGAUGAAAAAUGCAAGUCGUUGCUUAACAAUCCGCCUGCUUGCCUCAAGCAACUUAUUCAUAUUAAACCCAUUUCCAAAGAGACUGUGGAAUUGGCGAAACGUCUAAACAUCAAUACGUUAAGCUUCGAGCUUGUCGAAAAGUUCGGCGUGGAGAGAAAAUAUAAUCCUGUGCCUCCAAGACCCGAAGAUAUGUGCACCAUUUGUUACACAUCCGGAACAACCGGCAACCCAAAGGGAGUCGUACUGACCCAUGAAAAUGUCGUAGCGAAUGCAAGUGGCGUACUUUUGCAACUGGGCGACGAGAAACCCAAUAGCUCGGAUGUGAUGAUAUCCUUCCUUCCUUUGGCGCAUAUGCUGGAACGUAUUUCCCAUGUCGGUGUCUACAUGGGAGGAGGUGCUAUAGGAUUCUAUAGCGGAAACAUCGCAAAUUUUAUGGAUGACAUGAAGGCUCUGAAACCAACAAUCACGCCAGCCGUCCCGCGACUAUUUAAUCGCAUCUUCGACAAGGUUCAAAGUGGAUUGAGCAAUUCGGCUCUUAAACGCUUCCUAUUCAAAGCAGCCCUUAGUUCCAAGGAGAACGAACGACGACAUGGUAUCGUUCGGAAUAACACUAUCUGGGACAAACUUGUUUUAAGUAAAGUUCAAGAUAGCAUGGGUGGGCGAAUCAGAUUAAUCAUUGUCGGUUCAGCACCUCUGGCUGGAACUGUUUUGAAUUUCAUGCGCUGUGCCCUGGGCUGCGUCAUCGUUGAAAGCUACGGGCUUACCGAAUGUGCUGCCCCAACAACUCUCACCGUUCACGGCGAUUAUACUACAGAACAUGUUGGAACGCCGCUUGCUUGCUGCGCUAUUAAACUCGUUGACGUGCCAGAAAUGAAUUACUAUGCUGCAAAUGGCCGUGGUGAAAUUUGUAUUAAGGGCACCAACGUCUUCAAAGGUUAUUUCAAGGAUCCUGAGAAAACCAGGGAGGCAUUGGAUGACGACGGCUGGUUUCAUACUGGCGACAUUGGCACCUUUUUAGAUAACGGAACGUUGAAGAUCAUCGAUCGUAAAAAGAACAUCUUUAAACUGUCGCAAGGCGAAUACAUUGCGCCCGAGAAAAUCGAGAGUAUUUACGUCAAAAGUCAAUAUGUCGCACAAGUAUUUGUUUACGGUGAAAGCAUUAAGUCGUGCACCGUCGGAGUUAUCGUACCCGAUGUGGAAAAUGUCAAACGCUACGCAGAUGAACGCGGAAUACUGGGUACUCAUUCAGUUCUUUGCAACAUGCCCGAAAUCAAGCAGCUUAUAUUGAACGACAUCACUGACUUGGGGAAAAAAGCCGGUCUCAAAUCCUUUGAACAGGUCAAAGACAUCUAUCUACACCCAGAAGCCUUUUCAGUGCAGAACGGUCUAUUGACGCCGACCCUAAAAUCGAAACGCCCGGAACUUCGUAACUUCUUUAGACCUCAACUUGAAUAUGUUUACCGCAAGUUGAACUAGAAACACAAACACGAGCUGUCACGGACUUGAGACUCGCUACACGGUCAGACAUUUCGUUAUCCGUUAGGGCGUUUUGUUGUUAGAAAUUUUCUUCUAUGAAUGACCCGAUAAUGUUGCUCACCCUUUACUAAAAAGUCUGUACUUUACAAACUUAUCUUACUCUGUAGAACCUAGUUUUCAAGUCGCUUUAAAUUUUGCCACUAAAAUUCCUCUGUUUGGAUAUCUUUUCUUAAAAUCUGCUAUAGCAGCAGAAGAUGUGAUUUUUUUUAAACCAUUCCAUUGCCUCUGUAUUAUUCAAACUUCCUUAGUGUGUAUAUCAAAUCGACAAGUACAGCAGACUUCGGAUGCCA
This is a messenger RNA of Daphnia magna, 2590 nucleotides long. RefSeq names its product long-chain-fatty-acid--CoA ligase 5. Bases 150 to 2240 code for a protein of 696 amino acids. Gene Ontology annotation, biological process: long-chain fatty acid metabolic process. Gene Ontology annotation, molecular function: long-chain fatty acid-CoA ligase activity. Gene Ontology annotation, cellular component: membrane; endoplasmic reticulum. NCBI's taxonomy places the organism in Eukaryota, Metazoa, Arthropoda, Branchiopoda, Diplostraca, Daphniidae. The record is from RefSeq and is a predicted model, not a curated record. The transcript is spliced from 9 exons.